This is a messenger RNA of Galleria mellonella (greater wax moth), 2466 nucleotides long. RefSeq names its product zinc finger protein on ecdysone puffs (gene Ciz1). The record is from RefSeq and is a predicted model, not a curated record. The coding region runs from base 300 to 2330 and encodes 676 amino acids. Lineage: Eukaryota; Metazoa; Arthropoda; Insecta; Lepidoptera; Pyralidae. The transcript is spliced from 13 exons.
AUCUGGCAACAUUGUUUCAAACUGUCACAGUCGGUCACUCCUAAUUUUUCCUUUUCCUUAUAAAUUGUUUAAGAUUUGAUUUUAAUAAAACUUCCCAAUAUUUCUUCUAUAUUACAAUUAUAAAUUCUAUUUCUGUUUAUAGUGUGAUAGCUGAAUCUGUUAAAACUUCAUUAAAUAUGUUAUUUUUGGUGAAUUGUAUGAGCGGGUCUCCCUAAUCUUUGGGACGUGCUCCAAGUGACGCCAUUUUAUUAUAGACGCGUCUUAGUUUCACCGAUUAAAGCAGAAAAUAAAAGUUCAGCAUGUCAUCUCGUGGUCGUGGAUAUGCCGGUGGUUAUGGUGGAAGAGGCAGUUAUAGUGGCCGUGGCACUGGCUACAGAGGCACAUAUCGAGGUAGCAACAAUAGAGGCUCGUACGAAAGCCGAGGCGGCCGUGGCGGCGGUGGCUAUUCUUCUUAUAGCAAUGAAUCUCGUUACAACAGUAGUAGUGGGAAUAGAUACAACUCUAGCCGUGACAGAAUCGAUGAACCAUACAAGAAAACAUACAGAUCCGAAAGUUCUGCUAGUUACUCUAAUCGUGAUUAUGGUCGAUCGGGGUCACCUGAACGCAAACGGAUGAGAAUUGAGGGAUCCUCGAGCGAUAGACGUAGCCAUGAUGGCGGCGGUCAUUACGGCGGAUCAUACGGCGGUAGACAAGAGAGUUACGGCGGGGAAAGGAGAUCGUUCGGCGGUGAAGACCGAAGGCGUUCACCGACCCGAGAGCCGUACCGCAAGCCGAGUGGCAUGGGCCCGCCGCGCGAGGGCGCGCGCGCGCCGGCGCGGCCGCGGGCCCCGCGCCGUUCGUUCCGCGGCCGCUCCUUGCGCUCGCGAGCCUCCUUCCGCGGCGCACCGCGCUCGCGUGCUUCUUUUUCCUCUAGGCGAUUCACUGAAAGGUCGCUCGCCUAUUCCCGCGUGUUCAGAUCUAUCAAAGGGCGAAGCUCUGUGAAAUCCAAAGAGGAUGCUUCGUCAACUGAGGAAGAUUGGGAUGUGGAUGAUAAAGAAGAGACCACUGAAGAAAAGAAAGGAUCCAAAAGUAAAUCUCCAAAGCCCGAGGAAGAAGGAUCUGACGGCGAGCAAGAUGGGGGUGAAGACACUGAUAAAGAACCUGACACGGCGUCAGAAGCGGCGCCCCCGCGUGUUCCUACUUAUGUACAUUUAUCAUGCGUCCAUUGCAAGGAAAAAUGCGCGACAUUCUCUGGGUACGCAAAGCACCUGCUAUCGAGCAGGCACCGCGCGGCGAUGUCGGCGGUGGCGCGGCGUCACAAAGCGCAGCUGCUGCGCAUGCGCGUAGCGCAGCGCGCGGCCCAGCGCGAGCUGGAGGCGGCGGCGGGCGCCGAGCUGGCCGCGCGCACCACCUUCUGCCUCGUGUGCCGCCUCAACUACCGCACCACGCGUCAGGCGCACAACCUCACCGACACGCACCGGGCCAUGAAGCGCUUCCUCAUGCCUUUCUGUCGCAUUUGCCGCAUUACCUUCCGCUCGCCCAUGAUUUACGAGCACCACAUUUGCUCGCUCGACCACCUCAAGAAAAAAGCAAGUCAGUCCGUCCGCCGAGCAAGUCCGAAAGCUGAAGCUAGUGGUGAUGAGGGAAUGGAUGUCGACUUGGAUAACUUUAUGACUUUGGAUUCUGUUGGUGAUGUAGAUGAAGUUGAAGAUGAUGAUUCAGGCGGUGAAAAGAAAGAAGACUCAUCACCAAAGAAACCUAAAGUUGAAAUAAAUAUUGGAAGUGAACAUAUUAAAAAACUAGAGGUGUGGUGGUGCGAGCUAUGCCGCGUGUACUUGCCGCGAGCGGAAGCGGGCGGCGCUGAGGAGGCGGAGUCGCUGCGGCGACACUGUCGCAUGCGCAUCCACCUGGGCCGCUACGUGCAGCACCGCGACACGCGCACCCUGCGCAAGCACGCCGAGCGCAUCCACCGCCAACUGCACCAGCAGAAAGAGGAUGAAAAAGAUGUUACCAAGACAGAUGAUUCAAAUGAUAAAAUAAAAUCUGAUAAGCAAGAACCUAAGGAAGAGAAUAAGAAGAAAUUAGAAAAUGGCGGAGAUGCAACAAAUGCAUCUGGAAGUGAAGACAAACUCUGGGCAGAUGUUGACAAGGACAUAGGAGAACUCCUUCGAGAAGUUGACCCACAGGGUAACGAAGGAAGUGACGAUGAUGAUGAUCUUGACAGGUACGACAAGUUUCGUAAAAGUGAUAAAAAAUCGAAAACUGGCGAUGGUGAAGAAAAUGAUUCCACAAUUGGAGUAGACUCCUCUUCGAAUGAGAAAAAUAAUGUUGAAGUUAAUGUCCCUGCUUAAAAUUUAAUAUUUAGCAAUAUAGUUAUUAAUUGUCUAAACACUAAAUAUUCUAUAUUUCUGUACCUGCUCAACAGGUAUUAUUGUAACCAUUGUCAUAUAUAUGGAGAAAUAAAUAAAAUACAUUUUGGUCUGAUAA